This is a messenger RNA of Saprolegnia diclina VS20, 1304 nucleotides long. RefSeq lists its product as hypothetical. Gene Ontology annotation, molecular function: phosphatase activity. NCBI's taxonomy places the organism in Eukaryota, Oomycota, Saprolegniomycetes, Saprolegniales, Saprolegniaceae. The transcript has 3 exons. Gene Ontology annotation, biological process: dephosphorylation. The record is from RefSeq and is a predicted model, not a curated record. The coding region runs from base 31 to 1128 and encodes 365 amino acids.
CGACCUUGUUCCCACAACAGCAACUGCAACAUGUCGGUCGACCUCGAGCUGCGCCACGUCCUCGUCGCCUUCCGCCACGGCGACCGGUCGCCGAUCCUGCCCACGCUUGGCACGGCCAUCAACAUGGACGACGCGGAGCGCGACUACUGGGGCGCUCGCCUCGCGACACCCGACCAGAUCCAAGUGCUUGACGCGACAGCCAGGCGCGCAGGCCUUAUGAAGGGCGAGCCCGCGCCGACGUUGGCGCCGCUCAUUGGCGGUGCGUGGCCCAACGGGUACCUCACAGCGCGAGGCGUCGACCAAAUGAUUGGCAAGGGCCGUGGUCUCCGCGAGCGCUACCGCGCGUUUCUUCCGUCGCCGACCGUCGACGACGUGUACGUGCGGUCGACCAACGUCGUGCGCACGAUCCAGUCAGGCCAGAGCGUUCUCCACGGUAUGUUUCCCGAGCUCUACGACGCCGUCAAGGGGCCGGCGUUCGAGAUUCACUUGCACCCGACGUGCCCUUUGUCGCUUGGCCACCACAUGGACUACCACCAUCUCUCGACCAAGCUCAAGGCGCGCCGGCACGAGUCGCCGAUCAAGGACAUUGACGCGCUCGAGAAGGAGGUGCAUGCGCUCGUGGGCCUUGCCGACGGCGAAGACGUCCAGUGGUCCUUCUUGCGCGAGAUCCUCGUGUGCCGAGAAGCCCACGGGUUCCCGUUCCCGCCCGGCAUGUCGCUCGACGUCGUGCAGCAGUCGAUUCUCCACAACGCGUGGGAGUGGCACGCGCACCUCUCGGACCAUUCGUUCCUUGCCAAAGCCUUUGGCCGCGGGGUCCACGAAGCAUACAGCUACCUCGCGGACGCCGUCCAGGGCACGAGCCGCCACAAGCUCACGCUCUUGUCGGCGCACGACGACACGCUCUGCGGCCUUCUCCACGCGUUUGAGCUGCACCGCCCGAACGUACCGUUCCUGGUGCCCGAGUACGGCUCGAUCUUGACCUUUGAGCUCCACCGCUCCAAGUCGACCGGCGACUGGUUCGUCAAGGCCAACUUUGACGGCAAUGACGUCUGUUUUGGAGGCGUCGACGACGUGCUCUGCCCCUUGCGCCACAUCGAGGCCGUCGUCGCCACGUUUCCGUCGCAGUAAAAUUCGACUAAGUCCUAAAAUUUGCGCUUUUGACGAGGGUGCUGAACCGACGAAUGUGGUGGCAAAUUGUGCUUCGAUCCAGGAGCUAAUACCGCUCCCAAUCGAUGGCCGGCGUCGAGAGCCGUUGCUAGUAUGUACUGCGGUUAUUGUAACAUGUGUGCUAUGCUUUAUACACA